CAGCAGGCGCUCCGCGCCGCGCUGCGGGAGACGCUCGACGCCAAGGGCGUUCUGCGGGAGCUGCGGGCGCGGAUCCAGGCGGAGGUGUUCUCGGCGGUGCGUGACACGAGCGACCCGCGUCCACGGCUCAGCCAGGAGAAGCUACUGCUCAACGAGGCGAUCCGAGAGUACCUCGAGUUUUCAGGGUACAACCACACGCUGUCGGUCUUCCUCGCCGAGGCGGGCCAGCCGGAGGAGAAGCUGGCGCGCCAGGUGGUCGCCGGCCAGCUCCGCCUG
Emiliania huxleyi CCMP1516 is the source of this 276-nucleotide messenger RNA. RefSeq lists its product as hypothetical. Gene Ontology annotation, cellular component: centrosome; ciliary basal body; motile cilium. The annotation marks the transcript as partial. Gene Ontology annotation, molecular function: protein binding. Lineage: Eukaryota; Haptophyta; Isochrysidales; Noelaerhabdaceae. Gene Ontology annotation, biological process: microtubule anchoring; cilium assembly. The record is from RefSeq and is a predicted model, not a curated record. The transcript has a single exon.